Messenger RNA from Cercospora beticola, 1757 nucleotides. RefSeq lists its product as uncharacterized. Gene Ontology annotation, biological process: protein dephosphorylation. Gene Ontology annotation, molecular function: protein serine/threonine phosphatase activity. The record is from RefSeq and is a predicted model, not a curated record. Lineage: Eukaryota; Fungi; Ascomycota; Dothideomycetes; Mycosphaerellales; Mycosphaerellaceae.
UCCGAGCCGAAAGUGACACCGGCGGACUGCUGAUGUACUCCCAACACGAUCGCGGUGAAGAAUUGUCGACCUUUUCUCUGCGGACUUGCUGAGGACCCGUCGGACUGAAGAGGUGACGUCUCUUGCCUCUGCGCCGUGUUAUGCGGCUUCCACGACUUCGUCCAGAGCUCGCUCAGCUCAACGCUGAACGAGCAGCCGAUACGCCAUGGCCUUGACCGCCGGAGCCCGUGCGAUGGUGAGGGUGGUGGUGGCACAGGGCGGAAAACCAACGAGAACCCUCUGGACGACGUCCUUCUUUGCCCAGGAAAUCCAACCACGCAGCGAGCGACGCGACCGACCACGAUCCCGCGACCCUCAGACCGGCCUCACUACACCAGCGCCCGAGGAGGCCACUAAGAAGAAGAGCCAGAGCCCAUACUACUUCGAGGCUGGCUACGCAGGAUGGGCCAAGCGACCUUCUCGACCAUUUCCGCCGCCUUUCUUCUCCCCGCCCAGCGGCAGUUUCAGCGAUCCGCUGUCCACACACCACCGUUCGAUGGACCGGAGACCGAAGGUCGAUGGGCAGAUGAUCCGCGGAGUGACAAAUGGAGACGAUGCGAUGCUCGCAAGUGAGUCGCUGAUAGUCGCAAACGAUGGAGUUGGAGCUUGGGCACAGCGUGAGCGAGGACAUGCUCCGUUAUGGAGCCGGCUCGUCGGACAUUUCUGGGCUCUAGCCGCUGAGCAGGACAUGUACGGACGAGAAGGCGAUCCCGAUCCUGUGAAAUACUUGACAGAGGCGUACGAGAAGACGAAGGAAGCUCUGUCCGAGCCGAACGAAUGGCAUGGAACAACGACAGCAAGCGCGGCCCUGCUACAUUACGCCGGAAGCGAGGGCAAGCAGCACCCAGUGCUCUACGUCACACAGCUGGGCGAUUGCAGAAUCAUGGUCGUACGGCCACAGAACGGAGACCCAGAGAUCGUUUUCACCACGAAAGAGCAGUGGCACUACUUUGAUUGCCCGAGACAGCUGGGCACCAACUCACCAGACACACCCGAAGGAAACGCAGUCCUAGACAAGGUCGACAUUAUGGAGAAGGACAUCAUACUUGCAAUGAGCGAUGGCGUUACGGACAAUUUGUGGGAGGAGGAGAUUGCCGACUAUGCAGUGGGGGCACUCCAGACGUGGAAGGAGAAGUUCGCCGACAGUACCGACGGAAGUCUGGCAGAAGCAAUGAAGUACGUCGCGCAGGAGAUUGUGCUAUCGGCACGUAGGAUCGCCGAAGAUCCGUUUGCUGCUUCGCCGUUCAUGGAGAAGGCCGUAGAAGAAGGAUUGGCCAUUGAGGGAGGGAAGCUGGACGACAUCUCCGUAGUAGCGGCCGUCUGCUCUCGCCGCAAGGGAUGAAGGAGGGAGAAGUCCCCACGAUUGACGAGCCUGACGGCCGCUGGACCGGUCGUCCAUAAGAUACCCAUAGCUCCGAAGCAUUGCCUUUUUUCGUCGCUCCCAGACAGCGACCAGCACCGAAUCCUCACAGUUCCGGUGCAUCAGAAGGAAGACAGCGUGCAAAUAUGUGCACGUCACUAACCUGGUAAUAGCUGGUGUAUCUGAGCCGAAUGAGAGGGAGAGCAUGUCACAAGACCGUGCGUCUCCGAAGACAGCAAGGACAGCAUGGCACUAUGUAGGCCACUUGUCCAUGCACAGCUGCACAUACAGAAGCAGAACGCAGCUUCAAGAUUGUCUCGGUGUGACCUAUUCACGGCUUUGUCUCCUCUUUUUUCGC